Molecule: messenger RNA, 707 nt
Organism: Desarmillaria tabescens
Lineage: Eukaryota; Fungi; Basidiomycota; Agaricomycetes; Agaricales; Physalacriaceae
Exons: 7
Source: RefSeq, a predicted model, not a curated record
CAAUGGUUGGCACUUGCAACGACUAUCAUUCGACCAUGACCGACUUUCCUGCUUUGACCGGUUUUUACAAAUUUUUAUUUCUCUACUUGGAGCCCAUGUCGACGAUGAUACCUGCAGUCAUGAUUCUCACCUUCCCGGGUGCGGCUUGGUUCUAUCACGAACUGAUUCCGACAUCUGCUCCUGAACCCUUAGAAGCUCUCGAUGCUCGUUCAAAGCUUGCAGUGUGGCAGCUUGGAAAUUGCUACUUGCUUCUGGGCAUGAUAUCCACGGUGGUGUUUCGCACCAUCAGGAACGCAGUUCCUCAAGACCCACAGUUACAAGAACGACUUGUUGGAUCGCUCUUGUUUUGUUUGGCCGUCGCGGACUUAUCUCAUAUCUUCACCUCGUUCCUUGGCAUUGGUGAAGAAAUGAGGUUUAAUCCUGCUGCCUGGAAUGCAACCACGCAUGGUAAUAUCACGUUUACUUGGUUCUUAUUCUCGGUCAGAGCUUCAUGGUUCAUGGGUAUCGGUCGUCAGCGAUUCUACUAUGGGCAGUCCGGAAAUAAAAAGAGUAAAAAACAAGUCUAAUCUCCAGGACCCUCGAUACAAUGCAGUUAAAAUUUGAAUGGGGGUAUAUGCUUUAUAGCGGCAAUCCACCUGUGACUGCAAUGAGAUCAUGGAUACAGAGCGGGAAAACAUUGGACCUACUGGCUACAAAUAAAUAAUGGU